CCGGACUCCCGCCUUGGUCGACUGGUCUCUGGCAGCCCUCAACGCUUUGGGCACUCUCAAUUACAUGUUACAAACAGCAUAGUUCAAUAUCGCCAGAUAGUCACCAAUGCUGGCGCACGCCCCUUUCUUGGCCCGCCACGGCCGUGUUCUCUCGACUGUAUACCUCAUGCAUACUCAUCACGUCCGCCCACGCCCAUCCACCAGUUCUGUAACUCAAAUUUACCAGGGUAUCCGAGUUAGAAACGGAUCUACGACCUCAAAUACCCUAUAUGCUUUCCCCACACAUCCGAAUCCCACACCACACCAGAUCUUCCACCUUCCGCGCGGUGCAAGUCAGCAUGAUGUCAAAGCUCGCUACUACGACCUUGUCCGCGCACACCACCCGGACUCGGCCUUGGCCCGCGGGCUCGAGCCAGCCGAAGCGACGCGACGCUUCGCAGCCAUCGGUGCAGCGUACGACACCCUCCGUGGCAAAUCACCGUUUUCGUCAUCAUCUUCCUCGUCAAACCCAUGGAGCAGACCAGGUGACGACGAGAUGCGCGAGGAGCUUCGACGGCGUGCAAGGGCUGGGAGGGCGCAUCAUCGGUCGCGGACGGACUUCGAUGACGAUUUCUGGCACGGACAUGGGCAUUGGGGUGGACACGGCCGGUGGCACGGUGCGGCUGAGGUAGGACGGAAUCAGAGCUGGAAGGACUGGGUGAUCAUCAUUGGUGGUGGUCUGACAUUCAUAGCGGGCACCGUCCCAUACGUUCUUUCCUCCUCGGCGUCCAACUCCAAUAGCCACCACCGCCUCGCUGCACAGAACCUUGCAGAUGCACGCGCGGAAGCGAAGGAGGUUGGCGCCGCCCGUCGGCGUGAGAUUCGGAGACGAGUAAGAGCGCACGAGCUCGAGUGCGCCGAGGAGGCGCUUGAACGCGCUAAUGCAAAGGGGCGAGAGGCGUUGGAAAAUGAGAUGACGACAUUGGGGAUGGAGGAGAGGGGACGGACAAGGGCAAUACUGCAGAAGGAGCGUGAGAGGCGGGAUAAGAUGGCGAGAAGGACGGGACGAACCCCAGGCUCGCUAUGGAAUGAGGGUGGCGAUGAUAAGACCGAGGGCGAAUGGUUAGGCGGCGAGAGGGCUGACACCGAGGGGCUGAAUGGGAGCUUGAUGAAAUCGAGCAAGACAAAGCCUUGAAGAGGAGCAUGGGCCAGUUCCUCGUUCAGACGGGCACGGAGAAUGGGG
This is a messenger RNA of Coniophora puteana RWD-64-598 SS2, 1222 nucleotides long. RefSeq lists its product as uncharacterized. The record is from RefSeq and is a predicted model, not a curated record. The transcript is spliced from 3 exons. NCBI's taxonomy places the organism in Eukaryota, Fungi, Basidiomycota, Agaricomycetes, Boletales, Coniophoraceae. Bases 107 to 1174 code for a protein of 355 amino acids.